CGUCGAUGAGUGGACAUCGCGCUGUUGUGAUUGCUUGCGCUAUUAGGUAUAUUCUUUCCCUCUCUCAUGCAUCCCAGAGACCCGCUUUCUUCCGUUUGUUUAUUACUGUACAUUCACUGCCUUUCGCCUACCUACGUCGAAGUAUUACACACGUAGUUUAGAUGACCAAAUAUAGUCAAACUCGUUCUUUGACGACACCCUAUUAGCCAUCAUCAAGUUCGUCCACAUUCAUGGCGACUACUCGCCGACUUAAUGAAAGCGACGAUACAGGAUGUCCUUGAUGACAUCACAUCCGUAAACACUCCGUCAUCGCGACGAACACGUGGUCUGGCCGUCCUAGAACAACAACUCGCGUUAGCAUGUGCACCCAACAUAGAGGAUGAUACAAUGAACGUGUUUCUAGAGCUCCAGGAUACCUUUGAAUGCAACGUUUCAUCACGGGCGUUGUACUGGAUACAAAUUGUGAUGCCCCAGAUCGAGUCCUUGGGCUCAGGAAAAGGUCUGGCCAGUAAGGAUCGUGAAGCAGAGCUCCAUACCAUUUGUGCUCAGUUACAUCAACUACUCUCGAUCGUCCAAGGUGUCGUACUCCAUCAUGAGCCCAGCAAGGCUUUCCUUGGGCGACGAUACUCUCUUGAGAUCCUCACAGCAUUACUGACUACUUCACGGCAUACACCAAUGAUCAAUCACGAAGUUGGCGCAGAGAACCUCGUCAAAUCCUUAUCGCCCGAUAAAUCCUUAUCCAUCGCUCACCUCUCUUCUGCUGUUCUAGACAGUCUCCUCUGUAUCCUUGUUGACUCUUCACCUGCCCUCCGCAUGUUCGAAGAAGUCAAUGGUGUGCAAGCUGUUGUUAAGAUCUUGAAAAGAGCUGGAACGCCGCGUGAAGUUAGGAUGAAAUGUUUGGAAUUCCUUUACUUCUAUCUGAUGGACGAGACUGGGUCCCUUGGCUCUCUUUCUACGGGAUCAGCUUCUCAAUCAACACCGUCUUCAGUCCCCAUCUACGCAACCGAACACCCCCGGACCUACACGCCCGAGACCAAAAAUCUUUCCUCGCCAACCUUCGGGUCUUUCCAACUUAUCAUUCUCCUCCGUUUCAUCUUCCACGUCUUCGUCACCAUCCAGGUUAAUUACGUCAUCUUCGUCUUUCACAUCUAUGUCUUCUCUUGCCAACCACAGGAGCAACGACAGUAUCCAAGUCCCCUCUCCCAUUAAAAAAUCUUACUCGACAUCGGCAGUUCCAAAUGAUCCACACACACCUCCCAACUCCCCACCGCCUGUUACGAAAAUCCCCGAAGGGACGCACCGAGGCGUGAAGUCCUGCUCGAUGCUCAUGUUGCAGAAGGACGUCGAGUAUGAGCCCCAAAGCCCGAAAAAGGUACAAGUAUCACGCCUUGGCGUUGCCCACGGGCGCUCAGCGCCGCGCCUCCGUGAUCGGACUACUGGGAGCUCCGAUCAUAGCGGAAAUUGGUGGCCAUAAAGGGGUACGGACGACCGACGAGAAGAAAGAGAUACUGGGUACUAUGCUAGGAAACGUUGAUGCUCUUGUCGAAGGUGUCCGCAAGGCUGGAAUAUGGGGCCUGAGUUAGUAAUCUUGGUUGGCACGGUUUUGUAUCCCGUAG
Pisolithus orientalis is the source of this 1616-nucleotide messenger RNA. Its product is annotated as cell division control protein 14, SIN component-domain-containing protein. The record is from RefSeq and is a predicted model, not a curated record. Lineage: Eukaryota; Fungi; Basidiomycota; Agaricomycetes; Boletales; Pisolithaceae. The coding region runs from base 253 to 1209 and encodes 318 amino acids. The transcript has 7 exons.